GGAAAGAAAUUUAGUCAUCUCUCUGUUGAACCGGAGAUGGAAAGGUAAAGGUGAAGGCAGGGCAAUAGCAAGACAAUACAACUCUUUGUAUGAGUAAGAAAAAAUGACCUCUUUAAAAUGGAAUAUCUAAAUGAUUGGCGAUUAUUGAUGAAAUUAACAGAGCCACUUGUGUUGAGCUGGUAGCCUUGUGCCCGAGGAGAAUUCUGGUUGUGAAUGCAGCCUCCAGCCGUGUUAUAGUGGUCUGAGUGUGACUGUAGACUUGCUGCAGUCCAAUCAUCAGCGAGGGGCAAGUUUGGAAAUAAACAAGCAAUUGGGUGAGGAAAAGUCGCUAUGUGGAAAUAUUUCUAAGCUGUCAUGUUCAAAUGGUCACACGCUGGGUAUGGACAGAAGAUGCAUCUAUCGUGGCACCAAAUUCCAAAUUGAAAUUGAAUACAACUUGGACUUACUCAUCUUGGUUUGCUGUAAUGGAGAAGGACAUGAAGGUGAAGCUGCGGAGAUGGACAUGAACGUGAAGCUGCGGAGAAUACCAAUUUUCAAUGCAGCCUCCUGCCGUGUUACAGCUGUCUGAGUGUGAUUGUAGACUUGCUCGAGUCCAGUCCCGUCCCAUCUUAUCUGCUAGAGGGGUUGCGGAAAUAAAUAACUGAUUGGGUGAGGAAUAGUUGCUAUGUGAGAAUAUUUCCAAGCUGUAAUGUUCAUGUGGCCGCACUGCAGGCAGAUGUGGACAUUUUCAAAAGAUAAAUCUAUCAUCCCCAAGAAAACACAAAUCCAUGUUCAGCACAAUUUGUAUUGGCCAUUCUUCGAAGAAGAAUUUGUCGUGUAUUUCCUUGAUAGGAUUAGAAUAUUGUGGCAGAAUAAGUGCAUCUUCUGUAAAGAUUGUCAAGUUUAAUUCAUAUGCCAUUUCAGUAGCACCUUAUGAGAUGACAGCACAAAUUUCUUUUGGGGUGUUACGGAAACUGUUUACUGGCUUUCUCCUGACCUUUGUGGCUUGGAGAAAGAAUACACGUCCUUGAUAUGUCUUUGGAAAGUGACUGCCACCUGUUAUACUCUUGUUUCUUUUUCUAUCAUAAGGACUGGACGACAGAAUCGUAGCAUUACAAGAGUGCACUUGAAAAGAAGGCAGAACAAGAGCGAACCAUGGCAACUCCUGGUGAGGCUCGUGGUUCUGCUACCUUGAAGGCCAUAACAUUCUUUUGUGUGCUUGCAGUUCUUGUAGCUGAUAUCCAGGGGCGUCAUCAUCAUACUUGUCCUCCUUUUUCUUGCGGCCAUCUGCAAGACGUCCGGUACCCUUUCCGCCGGAGAGGUGAUCCAGGCGAGUGCGGAGUUACAUAUUACGAGCUGGCUUGCACCGAUAGCAGGGCUACCAUUACGAUCAACAGCUGGCCAUACUUUGUGACUGAGAUAAAUUAUGCCAAUUCUUCCUUCUUGGUUGUCGAUGCUAGAUUGGACUUGAGCAGCAGCUGCCCUGUUCCUCAACGGAACCAGGGGGCUUACCAGCUGUAUUACGGUGGUGGCUUUUUGAGGUCAGAAGGCUCGGAGUUAAUGCUUGAACUGGCCCCUCCCUCUUCAAUUGCGUUGGCUACCUUUGUGAAUUGCUCGCGUGAGGUCAGGAACAAUACUCUCUACUCACCAGUUGCUUGCCAUAGCACGAGCUCCUCUUUUGUUUAUGUGCUGAUUGGUGAUCCCACCGACAUUUUCGCCCUCAAGCCUUCCUGUGGAUACCUGGGCCUGGCUGUGAUUGUUCUGGAAGGCGAGAGAUCGCCAUAUUAUGCAAAUUAUCGAGAUGUCAUGGAAUCCAUGAGAAACGGAUUCGCAGUUAGUUUUCCGCAAGAUUUUGCAUGUACUACAUGUGGCUUUGAACAACCCUUGCCGUUGCUCAGUAUUGGCGAAUUAAUCAGUGGAAUGAAGUCUAGAAGAUACACGUGGGAAAAGAUUUUGGAACUUUUGCUAACUCGUUUGUUUCCUCGCAUAACUGGAAAAUAUGCAUAUGCAGCAAUUCCCAUGUGGAUUGCCCAGUGGAUUGCAAUAACUGCUGUACUAUGCAGGUUCAUGCUGCCGCCACUGGUGGUAUUGACAUUCCUUGCCUACAAGUACUGGAGAACAAGGAUAACAAUUGAUGCAGUCGAGAAGUUCUUGCGGAUGCAACAAAUGGUGGGCCCAAUCAGGUACAGCUACACAGACAUCACCGCAGUAACAAGGCAUUUCAGAGAUAAAUUGGGCCAAGGGGGCUAUGGCUCAGUCUACAAAGGUGUUCUUCUCCCAGGAGAUAUCCAUGUUGCUGUUAAGAUGCUAGCAGGUAGCUCCAACUGCAACGGAGAAGAUUUUAUUAGUGAGGUCUCCACCAUUGGCAGGAUCCACCAUGUCAAUGUGGUCCAUCUCAUGGGGUUCUGCUCGGAGGAAAUGAGAAGGGCCCUGAUCUAUGAGUACAUGCCUAAUGGCUCUCUUGACAAAUACAUCUUUUCGUCGGAGAGGAGCUUCUCUUGGGACAAGCUCAAUGAGAUUGCCUUGGGGAUUGCAAGGGGUAUCAACUACCUGCAUGAGGGGUGCGACAUGCAGAUUUUGCACUUCGACAUCAAGCCGCACAACAUUCUUCUCGAUACCAAUUUUGUCCCGAAAGUUGCUGAUUUCGGCCUGGCCAAACUGUACCCAAGGGAUGACAGCUUUGUGCCGUUGAGCGCUAUGCGGGGAACCAUUGGGUACAUAGCUCCUGAGAUGGUAUCCCGGAGCUUUGGUGUGGUAUCCAGUAAAUCUGAUGUUUACAGCUUCGGGAUGCUGCUACUGGAAAUGGCAGGAGGACGCCGGAAUGCUGAUCCGAAUGCAUCAAACUCAAGCCAGGCGUACUACCCGUCCUGGGUGUACGACAGGCUAACAAGGCAACAAGAAGUGGCUGUGAUAUCUGCGGCAGAUGAGAUGCACGAGUUGGAGCGGAAGGUUUGUCUCGUUGGGCUAUGCUGCAUCCAGAUGAAGUCUCAGGAUCGGCCGACGAUGAGCGAGGCCAUAGAGAUGCUCGAAGGUGGCGUUGAAGGCCUGCAUGUGCCUUCCAGGCCAUUCUUCUGUGACGAUGAGCACGCCCCUGUAGCUGCUGGUUCUCACCACGUCUUCUCUGAGCUGACUACUCUGUCGGAGGAGGAGGAUUUUGAUGGUGCUUCUACGCAAGACAACAGCGCUGGUCUUAGAAAUGCAGAGUAGUCAGUAGAGUGGGUUCACGGUUCAGUGAGAUUUACUUGUUUUUACACUUUUGUAGCAGUGCCGUGUACGGUAUGUACUAUGAUUGAAAUCUUGCCGCUGUACGUGGAUGUGCCUGACAAAUACUCCCUCCGUUCCCAAAUAUAAGUCUUUCUAGAGAUUUCAACAAGUGACUACAUAUGGAGCAAAAUGAGUUAAUCUACACUCUAAAAUA
Molecule: messenger RNA, 3397 nt
Organism: Triticum dicoccoides
Lineage: Eukaryota; Viridiplantae; Streptophyta; Magnoliopsida; Poales; Poaceae
Product: rust resistance kinase Lr10-like
Exons: 3
Coding region: 1135-3186 (683 amino acids)
Biological process (GO): protein phosphorylation
Molecular function (GO): polysaccharide binding; ATP binding; protein kinase activity
Source: RefSeq, a predicted model, not a curated record